This is a messenger RNA of Knipowitschia caucasica, 1980 nucleotides long. Lineage: Eukaryota; Metazoa; Chordata; Actinopteri; Gobiiformes; Gobiidae. The record is from the annotation of a GenBank genome assembly.
AUGUCCAUCAUGGAGGUGGACAGGAUGGAGCAGGAGGAGGCGGGAGCAGAGCCCUUCAUCCACAGUGUCCAUGGCCCUCACAGGACCAGGCCGUCGUCCUACCGGGCCCUGCGCAGUGCCGUGUCCACGCUGGCCCGCAUCGACGACUUCACCUGCGAGAAGAUUGGGUCAGGCUUCUUCUCUGAGGUCUUUAAGGUGCAGCACCGUGUGUCCGGACAGAUCAUGGCCCUGAAGAUGAACACUCUGGUCUGCAACAAGGCAAACAUGCUCAAAGAGGUGCAGCUGCUGAACCGUCUGUGCCACCCCAACAUCCUCAGGUUUAUUGGCGUUUGCGUCCACCAGGGCCAGCUCCACGCUCUCACUGAGUACAUUAACGGGGGGAACUUGGAGCAGCUGUUGGCCAGUGACGUGUAUCUGUCGUGGAGCAUGCGCCUCAGUCUGGCCCUGGACAUCGCACGAGGACUGGAGUAUUUACACAGCAAAGGCAUCUUCCACCGGGACCUGACCUCCAAGAACUGCCUGGUGCGCUGGGAGGGCAGCGUGUGCACGGGGGUGGUGGGAGACUUUGGCCUGGCAGAGAAAAUUCCAGAUUACAGCGAUGAGCUUGCACAGGAGCCCUUGGCGGUGGUGGGUUCCCCCUAUUGGAUGGCCCCAGAAGUGCUCCGAGGAGAGGUCUAUAAUGAGAAGGUGGACGUGUUUGCUUACGGCAUUAUCCUUUGUGAGAUCAUCGCGAGGAUACAGGCCGACCCUGACUUUCUGCCACGCAAAGAGGACUUUGGUCUGGACGUGGACACCUUUCAGCACAUGGUUGGAGACUGUCCUCAUGACUUCCUGGAUCUGGCCAUUACCUGCUGUAAUAUGAGCUCAAAGCUGCGUCCAUCGUUUUCACAAAUAGUGCUGGAGUUGGAGCAGAAACGAGAAGAAGGAAGGCUGAAGGAACAGACUCCAGUUAAAGAUGCCUCUCCUACAGUUGACUCUUUACGUCGCCGCUCUCUCCGUCUCGCGUCUGACCCUCGACUGUCCCGCAGCAAGUCGGACGUGCUUCACCCCCCAGACUCUCCCCCCUGCGUCAUCCUCACCCCUCCCACUCGCGUGAACCCCUUCUCUCAGAGGGAGGACUUGAAAGGAGGCAAGAUCAAGCUUUUUGAUACGCCCAGUAAGUCUGUUAUCUCCUUGACUUUCACACUGCCCCCUCCGCCGGACCCCUGUGACGGGGCAGCUGUAGCCGAGGAGUUCGAGCCGAGGAGGCACAGGCGCUGCCAUUCCCUACCCUGUACCCCGCCCCACCACAGCUCUGCCCCCAGAACGCUGCUGAGUGAGGGAGAGGACGCUGAGAGUGAGGAGCAGAGGCUUAUGGGGCAAAGUGUGGACUACAGCAGGACUGUGGCCGGGGACUCUGGACUGGCUCUCUCUGUGGAGCCUCUGUCUCUGGACAAAGAGUUGGAGCCCAUGGACUGCUCUAACUCUCCAGACACACAGGGCAGCUCCUCCCUGUAUUCUAAGAUGACCCUGCCCCCCUCUCACUCCUCUACCCCUCUGACCAACAGUUGGGGGUCUGCCAUCUCCAAUGGGCCCCCAUGUCUGCCCCCCCUCUCUAACCUGGAUAAUAACAAUGUGGUGACUGGAUGUCCUGUGGGUUGGACAUCUCCAGAUCCAUCUUGUACUUUGGACAAUAAUAACGGGUAUCAUUCCACGCCUAGUGACCCAGGAGCCAUGUCCCCGUUUGGCUCGGGCAGUGGACACUCUCUGGACCAGGAGGAGGUCAUCUCCUGCCCCGGCUGCUGUCUGCCAGCUCUGCACUUCCCCUCCAUGUGCCUCCGCGCUCCGCAGAGGAGGAACGCCUACAAGAACCUCAAUGGGGACACAGCCUCACGUGGGCUGCUGGGUCCGGCACCAAAAGGCCUACCUCCCUCUCCCAGCCCCACUGUGAACACCUCCAGCCUGGAGCCUGGACUCUCGCUGCCCGGGGCACAGAACUAG